Messenger RNA from Pyrenophora tritici-repentis Pt-1C-BFP, 1476 nucleotides. The record is from RefSeq and is a predicted model, not a curated record. Lineage: Eukaryota; Fungi; Ascomycota; Dothideomycetes; Pleosporales; Pleosporaceae.
AUGUCUACUGCUAUCAAUAAUGCUGUCUAUCUCAGUGGUAUCUUCCUUGCUGGGUAUCUUACAUACUCACUGGGAGUUGCAAUCUACAACUUAUAUUUCCAUCGACUAUCGAAAUUCCCUGGCCCAGCCUCACAUGCCGCAUUCUACUUCCCCGAGUUCUACCACAUCUUCCUCGGCAACUCACACACUACAACCAAGCAGCUCCACGAAAAAUACGGAGAAGUCGUACGCAACGCCCUCCCUGAUUACCCACUUGCACAAUCGAGCACAUUCACUAACUCCUUGCUCAUUUCAGACAUCUACGGCACCAAACCAAACAAACGCCAACUGGAGAAAGACCGCGACUUCUUCGUCGACCUACCAUCCGACAUCCAAUCCAUACUCCAAUCCACAGACACCGACCACCACCGUAUCCGCAAACAAGUCUCCCCUGCCUUCUCCGGCACUGCCCUUCGCGACCAAGAGCCCCUCCUGCGCCACUACUUCACGCUACUCACCUCCAAGCUCCUCCAGCAAAUCGACGGCCCCGCCAACGGCCGUGUAGACGUGACGCAAUGGUUCAACUUCACGGCGUUCGACAUAGCCUCGCGGCUCAUCCUAGACGACUGCUUCAAUUUGCUGGAACAGGAGCGAUUUAACUUUUGGACAGAACGGAUAUUUGAGGGGAUCAAGUUUUUGAGGUAUUUGAGGGUUGCGAGACGGUAUCCAGUGUUGUGGUGGGGGUUUGAGAAGGCGUUUGAGAUUGUGCCCAGGUUGAAGGAGCUGAGGAAUUCGCAUAUGGCGUUUGCGGUGGGGAAGGCGGAGGAGAGAAUUAGAAGGGGAGCGGGAAUUAGGGAUGUGAUGAGUUAUAUUACAAAGGAGAAUGGUGGCAAGGGACCUGCUAUGACACCCGAUGAGGUCAACAUUACUGCUGCUGUUACUCUCAUCGCUGGGUCUGAGACUACUGCGACUGUACUCUCUGGUGCUGCCUACAAUCUCGCUAGGAACCCGGAAGUAAGAAGGAAGGCGCAGGAGGAAGUCCGCACCGCGUUCAAGUCAGACGAGGAAAUCACUCUGGCAUCGCUACCUCGACUCAGCUACUUAAACGCCGUCAUUGAAGAGUCCAUGAGGUGUUUUCCUGCCGUACCAGGUACGUUUCCACGACGUACCGGACCAGACGGCGAUGUAAUUGCCGGGAACUUCCAUAACCCCGAGGCCUUCGCUCCCGAGCGCUGGCUACCAGACCCACCCGAAGAAUACAAGAACGACAAGUUGGGAUGUGUACAGCCAUUCCAUGUCGGGCCAAGGAAUUGCGUUGGCAAGAACCUGGCUUACUUGACACUCCGUUCAGUCCUAGCGCGUCUGCUGUGGCACUUCGACUUUGAGUUGUGUGAGGAGAGUCAAGGUUGGCAUAACCAGAGAUGCUUCAUUCUAUGGGACAAGCCACCGCUGUGGUUGAGGAUAUCGCGCAAGUUGGAUGACGUGAUUGUGGAAUGA